ACAAACAGAUGCUUUUAUAUCUACAAGCUUUUAAACUGCAUCAUUUUACCUACAGUAUAUGUAGAGUAAUUUGGUACAUUAAGAAAAGGUUAGGAACUCUUGGUUGGCGUGAGAAUAUUGUACGGGUAGUGAUGGAUAGUUUGUCACUGUGACAACGCUUUUGACUACUGGGGGAAAGGAACGAUGGUAACCGUGUCUUCAGGAGGUCAAACUAAGCCAUCCUCGAUCUUUGCCGUGUCCUCAUGUGGCGCUUCCUCAGAUGGUUUCCAAACUCUCGGCUGCGUCACCAGCGGUUUCUCUCCCGCAGAGUCUCUCACGUUUUCCUGGACAGGUGACGUGACGGGAAAGGUGGAUUAUCCAGCUAUGAAGUCCAGCGACGCAUACACGGCUGUGAGCCAAGUGCAGGUCAAGAACUCAGACUGGGAGGCGAAGAAGUCGUUCACAUGCAAGGCAACAAAUCAAGCAGGAUCUCUGGAGUCAAAGCCUAUACAAUUCCUGCGAGAGCCUGCAGUGGAUCCCAACAUCACUCUGCUGGCUAAAGUGGAUGAUAACACAAUUCAGCUACUUUGUUUGGUGGAUGGUUUUGUUCCUAAGAAACAUCAAGAAGUGAAGUGGUUAAAGAACAAAAGUCCAUUCAGUGGGAGUCCAGUGACAAGGACUCUAGAAGCUAAAGGGAAAAGAAUUUUCACUCAAAUAAGUGAAAUACACAUCGAUGCACAGCAGUUAAAUGAUUACUCGGAAUACACCUGUGAGGCAAGCCAAAACAUCAGCUCAACAUGGAGCAGUUGCAAAGCACGUCCAGUGCUCAGGCCACUGAUAAAUGUGAAGAAACCUCGUUUGGCGGCAGCAAAGGAUGGAUUAGAACAAAUAACAGCUACUUGUUCUGUUGAAGCUGAACCCAACACCAAAGUUUCAUGGGCUUCUACUGAAAACAGAGAGAUGGAAAGUGACACAAAAAUGACAAGUGACAAUAGUGGCAGCAAAACCCAGCUCAUUACCAGCACUCUGACUCUAAAUGCUUUAGAUUGGGAAAAAAAUCUUAAAGUCAAGUGUCGAGUUAUACAGCCAUGUAACAAUAUACAUGAGGAGACUGUUAUUAUACUAGAUGUUCCGGUAAAAACUCCUACAGUGGAGAUUAGAAGACCUCUAGAGGGAGAUAAUGCUGUUCUGGAAUGCUCUGCUAGAGAUCUUCCCUCUGGUGAAGUUUCUGUCACCUUCCUGACAAACACCGGACAUCAAUUCCCUGAAGUUACAUAUGUGGAUCUGCCCCGAGGCCAAAGCACUUUGAUCACACGCUUCACUAUUCCUACAUCACACCAGAAGAAAGAACACAGCUUCAAAUGUAAAGUUCAGCAAAGCCCUUCCAGAGACUGGCAAUCAGGUUUUACUGGAAACAUUUUUGGUGAACCUUCUGUGGAGCUCUUGAUGGUUCCCAACACAGGAAAAACAGACCAGACACUUGUGUGUUAUGGAACUGGUUUAAACCCUACGAUCACAUGGAAACCCACGUCUGUGGGGACUGCUAAAACUGUAAUGCAAGCAGCAGAUGGACGUGUGAAAGUGUCCAGUCAGAUUAUUGUUCGACAACUAAAGUGGAAUGAAGGGGAGGAAUAUACCUGCCAGGUCACUGAUCUACGCAAGUCAGUACAGAAGAGCAUCAGUGUUUGUACAGCUUCUGAACCAAUCACACCACUGAUCAAUCUAAGGAAACCUCGUCUCGCAGCAGCAAAGCGGGGAUCAGAACAGAUAACAGCUACUUGUUCUGUUGAAGCUGCACCAAACACCAAAGUUUCAUGGGUUUUAAAUGGAAAUGUAAAGGAAGGUAGCACCAGCCAACCAGUUGAUAAACCCGGCAGCAAAACCCAGGUUUUUACCGGCACUCUGACUCUGAAAGCAUCAGAAUGGGAAAAACAUCAGAAUGUACAGUGUCGAGUUAAACAGCCAUGUAGCAGCGAACAUCAGGAGACUGUUAAUAUUCUAGAGUCUACGGUAAAAACUCCUACAGUGGAGAUUAGGAGACCUCUAGAGGGAGAUAAUGCUGUUCUGGAAUGCUCUGCUAGAGAUCUUCCCUCUGGUGAAGUUUCUGUCACCUUCCUGACAAACACCGGACAUCAAUUCCCUGAAGUUACAUAUGUGGAUCUGCCCCGAGGCCAAAGCACUUUGAUCACACACUUCACUAUUCCUGCAUCACACCAGAAGAAAGAACACAGCUUCAAAUGUAAAGUUCAGCAAAGCCCUUCCAAACACUGGCAAUCAAGUUUUACUGGAAACAUUUUUGGUGAACCUUCUGUGGAGCUCUUGAUGGUUCCCAACACAGGAAAAACAGAUCAGACACUUGUGUGUUAUGGAACUGGUUUAAACCCUACGAUCACAUGGAAACCCACGUCUGUGGAGACUGCUAAAACUGUAAUGCAAGCAGCAGAUGGACGUGUGAAAGUGUCCAGUCAGAUUAUUGUCCGACAACUAAAGUGGAAUGAAGGGGAGGAAUAUACCUGCCAGGUCACUGAUCAACGCAAGUCAGUAGAGAAGAGCAUCAGUGUUUGUACAGCUUCUGAACCGAUCACACCACUGAUCAAUCUAAGGAAACCUCGUCUCGCAGCAGCAAAGCAGGGAUCAGAACAGAUAACAGCUACUUGUUCUGUUGAAGCUGCACCAAACACCAAAGUAGCAUGGGUUUUAAAUGGAAAUGUAAAGGAAGGUAACACAAAGCCACCAGUUGAUAAACCCGGCAGCAAAACCCAGAUUAUUACCAGCACUCUGACUCUGAAAGCAUCAGAAUGGGAAAAACAUCAGAAUGUACAGUGUCGAGUUAAACAGCCAUGUAGCAGCGAACAGCAGGAGACUGUUAAUAUUCUAGAGCCUGUGGUAAAAACUCCAACAGUAGAGAUUAUUAGGCCUCUUGCUGAUGUACUAAAGGGAGACUACGCUGUUCUGGAAUGCUCUGCUAGAGAUCUUCCCUCUGGUGAAGUUUCUGUCACCAUCCUGACAAACACCGGACAUCAAUUCCCUGAAGUUACAUAUGUGGAUCUGCCCCGAGGCCAAAGCACUUUGAUCACACGCUUCACUAUUCCUACAACACACCGGAAGAAAGAACACAGCUUCACAUGUAAAGUUCAGCAAAGCCCUUCCAAACUGUGGCAAUCAACUUCCACUGGAUACAUUUUUGAGCCUGCAGUGGAUCCCAACAUCACUCUGCUGGCUAAAGUGGAUGAUAACACAGUUAAGUUACUUUGUUUGCUGGAUGGUUUUGUUCCUAAGAAACAUCAAGAAGUGAAGUGGUUAAAGAACAAAAGUCCAUUCAGUGGGAGUCCAGUGACAAGAACUCUAGAAGCUGCAGGGAAAAGAAUUUUCACUCAAAUAAGUGAAAUACACAUCGAUGCACAGCAGUUAAAUGACUACUCGGAAUACACCUGUCAGGCAAGCCAAGACAUCAGCUCAACAUGGAGCAGCUGCAAAGCACGUCCAUUGCUCAGGCCACUGAUAAAUGUGAAGAAACCUCGUCUGGCAGCAGCAAAGCAGGGAUCAGAACAAAUAUCAGCUACUUGUUCUGUUGAAGUUGAACCCAACACCAAAGUUUCAUGGGUUUCAACUGAUAACAGAGAGAUGACAAGUGACAUAAAAAUGACAAGUGACAAUCGUGGCAGCAAAACCCAGCUCACUACCAGCACUCUGACUCUAAAAGCAUCAGAUUGGGAAAAAAAUCUGAAAGUCAAGUGUCGAGUUUUACAGCCAUGUAACAACAUACAUGAGGAGACUGUUAUUAUUCUAGAGCCUGUGGUAAAAAUUCCUACAGUAGAGAUUAGGAGACCUCUAGAGGGAGACAGUGCUGUUCUGGAAUGCUCUGCUAGAGAUCUUCCCUCUGGUGAAGUUUCUGUCACCUUCCUGACAAACACCGGACAUCAAUUCCCUGAAGUUACAUAUGUGGAUCUGCCCCGAGGCCAAAGCACUUUGAUCACACGCUUCACUAUUCCUACAACACACCGGAGGAAAGAAUACAGCUUCAAAUGUAAAGUUCAGCAAAGCCCUUCCAGAGUCUGGCAAUCAACUUCCACUGGAAAUAUUUUUGGUGAGUCUUCUGUAGAGCUCUCAGUGGUUCCCAGGAACCCUGACUCAGAAGCACAGACUCUUCAGUGUUAUGGAACUGGAUUUAACCCUAAGAUCACGUGGCUCGCUGGUUCUACAGAAAAGAAUGCUGUUGCUCAAGAAACCACCAUGCAAGCAGAUGGACGUGUGAAAGUGUCAAGUUAUGUAACAGUGCCACUGGAUGAGUGGAGGGAAGGGGUAGUAUAUACCUGCAAGAUCAACGAUUUUUCCACAGUCUGGAAGAGCAUCAGUGAUUGUAAAGUUGGUGAACAUUUGGCUCAGCCGCCACAGCAAUAUCUGUGGGGUCCUUCCUUCACUGUUAUGAAGUCGGAUGGUCGUGCACCUGUGACCUGUCUGGUAAUUGCCCACAAGGUCAAGGACUUCACAAUCACUUGGAGAGUGGAAAAUCGUGUCACCUCUCAGGAUGUUAUUCAGGAAUUUCCUAGAAACCACAACAAUGGAAGCCAGAGUGUCCAGAGCGUUCUAAUGUUAUCAGAGCAAUUAUGGGAUAAAUAUGAUGUCUCCUGUGAGGUUAAACACCGGUGCAUGAAGAAAGCACAGUAUGUGAACAUCUCCAAGAUCAGAGAUCCCAAACGUCCCACUGUCCAAGUCUUUAAACCCAGUGACAGUGACUUUUCAGAUUCUCAUGACUCGACUCUUCUAUGUCUGAUCACUGGGUUCUAUCCUGCUGAUAUCUCUGUCCACUGGGGGCUGAAUGGGAGGAAGCUGCCUGCGUCUCGCUGGAACAAUAGUCCACUGGGAAGUCAUUCUUCUGGUCGAGAAUUCUCCAUGCACAGUGCACUGACUUUACCAGAAUCAGAACGUGAGCAUGGCACGUUUUCCUGCAUAGUCGAGCAUCAGUCAUCCCCAAACCCGAUCAUCAGCACAGUGGAUAGCAUACAUGCCUCAGUUAUUAACUCUGUCCCAGCAGUGGAGUUAAUGCAGGCCCGCGAUGAGCUUGUCUGUUUGGUGUAUGACUACAGCCCAUCUGUCAUUAACAUUACCUGGCUGCUGGAUGGUGUGAAAGUACCGCACAAACACACCACCAGACCUGCCAAAGGGCCUGACGGGAAAUUCAGUGUUAAAAGUCAGCUGCAUGUCCUGGCUUCCGAAUGGGCACCUGGAUCUAAAUACACCUGUCUGGUUCAACACGUCACUGGCUCUUCUACUCAAAACAUUUCCAAAGAAGAAAUUAUUGAGCAGAAUAUAUACUAUAAUGAGAACCUGUCUGAUGCCAUCAUAGAGGACACGGCUGAGGAGACGUGGAACAUGGCGUGUGCCUUCAUCGUACUCUUCCUCCUCUCUCUGAUUUACGGAUGCUCAGUGACGCUGGUUAAAGUGAACACUGCGCGUCCAGCACGUCCGUUUCACUCACGGGAUUUUAAAUAAUUAAAGAAACAAAGCCUCACUUAUUAUUAUUAUUAUUAUUACUUUUAUUAUUACUUACUGUUGCAUGCAUUAGUUCAGGAGUGGAAAACAAAAAUAUGAUAAAAUAUUAAAUAAUUAAAUAAAACAUGACCUUGCUGCAUGAUGCUGUGUGCAAAUCAAACAACAUUGCUUAGCUUAUGUUUCUUUCCUAGCCUGUGUUAAAUCACUCCACUUUUGCUUAGUAUCAAUAAAAUUG
Molecule: messenger RNA, 5707 nt
Organism: Astyanax mexicanus (Mexican tetra)
Lineage: Eukaryota; Metazoa; Chordata; Actinopteri; Characiformes; Acestrorhamphidae
Gene: ighd
Product: immunoglobulin heavy constant delta
Exons: 19
Coding region: 184-5472 (1762 amino acids)
Source: RefSeq, a predicted model, not a curated record